Molecule: messenger RNA, 1112 nt
Organism: Oppia nitens
Lineage: Eukaryota; Metazoa; Arthropoda; Arachnida; Sarcoptiformes; Oppiidae
Product: mesoderm-specific transcript protein-like
Molecular function (GO): catalytic activity
Source: RefSeq, a predicted model, not a curated record
AUGGGUCCACUAAUGAAUCUGUUAAGCGGUAYUAUGAUAUUGUUGGCCAUUGGUUUUACAAUUUUUGUCAACUAUCCCGAACCGCCACUAAGUCCACUACUAUAUCAAUGGCAAACAAAUGGUGGCCAUUACUUACAGUUUCGCGGUUAUCAAGUGUUUUAUAAAGAUGAAACCCAACCCACGGCUGCCAACGAUGUGGUAGUACUAUGUCUUCAUGGAUUUCCGACAUCCAGUUUCGAUUGGUACAAGACUUGGCCAGAUCUCAAACGUAAUGUCCGGCGACUGAUUGCACCCGACUUUCUGGGCUUUGGGUUCAGUGAUAAACCGCGAUUCCAYAAAUAUUCAAUCGCUGAACAAUCGGAUCUAAUCGUUGAACUUAUAGCUCACCUGAACAUCAAAAGUGUCCACAUUUUGGCUCACGAUUACGGCGAUACUGUYACACAGGAACUGAUGGCCAGACACCUUGAAAACAAACUCAACUUCAACAUCGAGAGCGUCUGUCUUCUAAACGGCGGUAUAUUCCCGACCCUUCAUAAGGCGCGGAUCAGUCAAAAGAUCUUGCKKAUGCCAAUAGUGGGCACUGUUAUUUCAAAAUUGCUCAAUUACUAUACGUUUAAGCUGGCCCUAAGCGAAGUGUUCGGACCGAAUACGCAGCCAUCGRUGGCCGAGUWUCACGACCUGUGGAAACUCUGCCGACAACAGGACGGCUACCGUGUAUUCGGUGAUCUACUGUCCUAUAUUGACGAACGUCUCGAACACGAAGAYCGAUGGGUCGGUGCGCUCCGUUCGCAGCGACUGAAGUUACACUUUAUAUACGGACCCAAUGAUCCAGUAAAUCCGGUACCGUUUGCCCAGACCUAUAUGAAGAUCAUACCCRAUGCCAGCAUCGAYAUCWUGGASAACGAUAUUAGUCAUUAUCCGCAAUUAGAGUCACCGAAACAGAUGAUCGGGUCGUAUCUGAAUUGGCUGAAACGCCACUCAUUUAUCCAGCAAUUGGUUUUUAAUACCUAAGCGCAGCUUCUCAUCGCUCCUCCUAUUCCUACUCCUCCUCCCCAUCUCUCGAGAUGAAUCACUGUUGAAUAGUUGAAAAUAGUUGRAUAGCAUUUGGCAMA